This is a messenger RNA of Sphaerulina musiva SO2202, 3749 nucleotides long. RefSeq lists its product as uncharacterized. The transcript is spliced from 6 exons. Bases 215 to 3112 code for a protein of 965 amino acids. The record is from RefSeq and is a predicted model, not a curated record. NCBI's taxonomy places the organism in Eukaryota, Fungi, Ascomycota, Dothideomycetes, Mycosphaerellales, Mycosphaerellaceae.
AUCCGACCUCAUCUCCCCUACCCACACCUCCAUUUCCAUCAGCAACCUCUUCCAUUCGCGAGCAGAUAUCAGCAUUCUUACGCCAUCGCCUUUCCUGCGCAACCAUCGAUGAGGACCGCCGCGUCUUUAUCGCAGGCAUAAGCUGCGAUAGCUGCACUCUCACCCCAUACCAUCUUGCGCAAUCCCCUCAAUCGCGACUUCACGCGCAGACAUCAUGGCCAACUCCACCAUGAGCGGCGCCGCUCUGGAAUUUGCGCGAUCCAUCGAAGUUGCUUCCAUACCCGAGAAGCUUCGCUGCGCGCAAUGCGACAAGGUCGCCAUCAAUGCAUUUCGACUGCCGUGCUGCGAUAGUAGUAUUUGCGGGGACUGCAAAGAAUCCAUGACCGCGACCGAGUGUCCCGUGUGCACCCACUCGCCCUUCUCGGCUGACACUGCCACGGCUGCAAAAGCCCUUCGAACCACGGUCAAUGUCUUCCUUAAAACAGAAGCAAAGAAGCGUGGGAUGGACAUCAAAGGCGACACCCUGAAGCCCAUUGCGGCAGCGGAGCCUACACCUGCAGUAGCGGAUACCCCAGCCGUAGAGGCCGAGCCAGCACUCGCAGCUGCUGGUGACGCUGAGCUACCUAUAGCACCUGCUGAAGUCGAAGAGCCUGCUGCCAAUGGCGAUGCGACAUCAGCAACUGGUCCUGAGGCUGGUGUCGAGGACAUCACCAUCAACGCCAAUGCUGCGCACGCAGAGUCGAAGACUACUGAUGCCGAGCAGGAUGACGAGGAUGAAUCGGACGAUGACGACGUCGUAAUCACCACUGAACGACCCGAAGGCGAGGAACAUCAUCAUCAUCAUCAACAUCAAGAGGUGGAACCCGGCCACGAGCAAUAUGACGAACAAGCUAACAUCGGAGGCAAUAGUGACCAGAGCAUGGGCAUGAAUCAACAGCAAGGCUUCGGCGGCGGCGGCUUUGAUCCAAACAUGGCCGGCUUCCACAAUGGCAACUUUGCCAACAUGGGCAUGAACGGGUUCAAUCCGAUGAUGGGAAUGAUGGGCAUGGGCAUGCCAAACAUGAUGGGCAUGCCUGGUAUGGGCAUGGAUCCUUCGAUGAUGUUCAAUGGCGGCUUCGGCGGCAUGGGUGAUAUGAGUGCGAUGAUGGGCAUGGGAAUGGCUGGCAUGGGAAUGGGCGGCGACAUGUCUGGAAUGGGCAACUUUGGAGGCAUGAAUGGACCUGGUUUCUUUCCGAAUCAAGGAAACUUUAUGCAAUCACAGAAUUUCGGAAACGCUCCGCGACAAAACUUCUUCAAUGAACGUGGCUACAGUGGUCGCGGUGGCGGCCGUGGCUUCGGUAGAGGCGCUCGUGGUAACCAGUAUGGCCGUGGUCGCGGCGGUUUUGGACUUCAGCAACAGCAGUAUGGUGGCCAGAACGCAGACUUUCCGCCGAAUGCGCCCACUGGACCCAGUGGUGCACGUUCGCAGCAACAGCAGCAGACCGGUGCGAACACCAUGGAGUUAGCAAACAGACGUCGGGCUUCUCCGACUUACGACGCAGUGCAGGGAUCCAGUGAUGCCUCCGCUGCUGAGUCUGCAGAAAAGUCACAUGAUACCGCUGCCAGGGAAGACCAGGAUACGCCCACGCAGGCUAAUCGUGCAGAGGGUGAUACUAAUGCCACAGACGAGAACCCGGAGCCACUGCAACAGAAUGGCGACCACACGGGACAAGACACACAAGAUGCGACACAAGUCGGUGCCGAUCAGGCUGAAGGUCACAGUGGAGACAGUCGCGGAAGCGCAGGGUCGGUGAAUGGCAGCAACAUGAUGGAGAGUGCGGUGAUGGCAGAGCCUGUGUACGAGGACCUCGAUGAAAGCAUGCAAUUUGAGCAGCAAAACCACAGCAUGAAUGGUCGGGGCGGUUACAGAGGACGAGGUGGUCCCGCGUAUGGCGGCUACCAGGGCAGAGGCACCGAUAGCACUGAGUUGACCCCCAAGCCUGCGCCUCCUGUCAAUGCUCCUACUGGUCCCAAGGCUCUUCGUCAAGGCCUCCCCAAUACCGGCUGGGUGAGCAGGGCGACUCUUCAAAAGCCCACAUCGGCCCCUGUGACACAGCGAUCCGACUCGCAGCUCCGCUCCCUAGAGCCACGACUGGAUGCCUCACCAGAGCAUGAUCGCGGGACUCGUGAUCGUUCGGCAUCUCGAUCGGUCUCGAAGCACCGGAGCAGAGACGACAGAGAGCGUGAAGGAGAGGACGAGUAUGAGGACGAAGAGGCGUAUGCUCGCCGCAAGGAACGCAAGCGUCGCGAACGCAAGGAUCGCGACCGCAAAUAUGACGACGAUGGCCGCGAUGAGGAAAGUUCGUCCCGCAAGCAUCGCUCUCGAUCUGAAUCUCGGACCGACGAUGGCUCUCGGCGGCGACACCGCGACAAGGAUGACGAACACCGCUCCUCUCGCUCGCAUCGUGACAAGAGCAAAGACCGGCACCGUUCACGUCGUUAUCGCUCCAAGUCUCCCGUGAAAGACUAUGAGCAGGAUCAUGAUUCGCGUCGGAAGAGUAAGCGCGAUGACAAGUAUGACGAUUACAAGGAGAGUCGCAGUAGCCGAAAGGGGUCGCGUCGAGAGGAGGAAUACAACAAGUAUGAAGAGAGCAAGAAAGAUCGUUCGUCUCGCUCGUCGCGUCACGACAGACCUUCGCGCGAUGAAACUCGUGAGCGUGAUCGUCCUCGUCCUGUGAUUGAGCCGCCUUCAGACGAGCUUGGUUUCAAAAUCAAGGGCUCGACCAAGAACAAGAAAGACAAUAUGGCUCCUCCGUCACAGUCUUUUCAUCGUGAUCGUGGUGGCAGUGAACGUCGUGGCAGUGGUAUGACCGAGCCUUCUGCGCCCGCAGACCCAUAUGCCGAAGAACGUGCGCGCGCACAACAGAAUCGUGAAGCCAAAGAGGCUCAGCGCAGACAGUCUACGAACGACUCUCGUUCCUCCCUCGGCAAGCGCGGUCGUGAUCAUGAGGACGAAGGCGAGCGCGGUGUUCCCACGGGACCUAAGGGAGAUCGUGGUCGCAUGCUGCCGAAAAAGGGCAGAAAGGAGAGACGCAUAUCUUACAAGUACGAGGACGAGGUCGAGAUGAGCUAGAGUCUGUCUGCUCGUAUUAAUCAUACCAAUGGUGAUGGCACAGGCGAGCUUUUCCCGGAGAAGGUGUUGAGGAGCGCCGAGCGCCUCCUGCGGGCCUGAACAUUGCGAUUGUCCCGAAUAGCAAUCUACUUUACUCUGCUGAAGGUAGACCAUACCCGCGAACAAGAGACGGCAGGUUCCCUGGUGAGCUUAUGGGCUGUUGCGAAAGCUGAGGCCUGGGAACUCUGGAAGGGCACUACAAGGACAUGCUUAUAUUGUAUGUCACUAACAAGAGCGAGAACAGCGCCCGUACAAGUGUGGAGUGAAGGACUGCGAGAUGGUCGUGGAAAGGUUCCGAGGUCACAGCAUCCACACGAAAGACUCGAGUUGUAGGGGGUGGUGUCGUUGAUCCCCGGGCAUGAGGUCUAUGGCGUGUACCCCCUCCCCUAUAUAUCACGCCCGCUUCAAGACGCAAAGUACCUACCUCUGCUUCUAUCAUGGUGCUCUCACAUGUAUAUACCGUACGUGGGAGAUAGUACAGUACAGGAGGUACAUACCUUGACCUGAUGGGAGUGAUGCGCGACGAGGCUGGCUGUGCUGGGAAGACGCUUGCUGCUGUAUAUGUAGGUAGUAAUCCAAAAAUUAAUCAAUUAAUUCC